This is a messenger RNA of Vombatus ursinus (common wombat), 1195 nucleotides long. Its product is annotated as CMP-N-acetylneuraminate-beta-1,4-galactoside alpha-2,3-sialyltransferase-like. The record is from RefSeq and is a predicted model, not a curated record. The transcript has 5 exons. Bases 84 to 845 code for a protein of 253 amino acids. Lineage: Eukaryota; Metazoa; Chordata; Mammalia; Diprotodontia; Vombatidae.
GAGCUGUCCAGUGUCUGCAUCCAGCAGUGUCAGAGGAGAGAAGGGGGGCCUGUGUGAGAGCUGUUAUGAAGGUCAUGUAGCCAAUGAAGAUGGGCCUGGUGGUGCUCGUCCGGAACCUGCUGCUCACCCUGUGCCUCUGCCUGGUGCUGGGCUUCAUGUACUACGCCGCCUGGAAGCUGCACCUCCUCCGAUGGGAAGACCCUAAUUCAGGGGCUCUUACCUUUGACUCCGUUGGACGGACACUAGGCUCAGGAAGGAGAAAGAAGAACAAUGUGGCCUUUGACUUUCUGUCUCUGCUGCCCUCAGGCCUUGCUGUGGACUCAGGACAAUCCAGAACCCAGAAAGAGAUGAUCGAUGCCCGGGCUGCCCGGGGCCCAGCCCAGUCCAGUAGGGAGCUGCUGUCCAGCCAUGAGGUUCUGGCCUGGCCUGACAAUCCUGGGGCACCCUGGUGCUGGACUGAAGGAAGGCCAGAGGUAAUGAGGCUGGCAUGGCUAGUCUCUACCCCCUCUGCCUGCCUGCACCAAGCCAGGUCCUUCCCGCUGGGUGGUCCCCAGGAUCUGCAGCCAAAGACUAAACAGUUCUCCUUCACUGCCCACCAGCCGGACGGCUUUGGCUUCCUCACCAGGGGCCUGCUGGGGGGGGGGGGGCUCCUGCAGAGUUUGUUGUGCUUGGCUGGGAUGGCCUUGGCUGUAGGCCUGGGAGGCUCCCUGCAGCUGGGCUGCCCAUCAGGGGCUUGGGGCUGGCUCCUGGGCUUGCAGGAGUGCUGGUGUGUGGCAGAGGUCAGUGGCAGAGGGCUCCAGACGCCCAGCUUGCCUCUGGCUUUCUUUGCACAGGCACAUCCUUGAAAGAAUGUCUCUCUUCACUGUGUCUGCUUGGUCUUUGCCCUCCUCCUGGCUCCCCCUGGGUAGUCUGACCUCUUCUGGCCCAGAGCUCUCCAGCAUCUCCUCCCUGCCUGGUCAGAUGGCCUGGUCUAUCUUCAGUCUCUUCCUGUUCCCCCAUCCUCAGCAUGCCUUCCUCCUCUUGCUCUGGGCCACCGCUGUCUCCCACAUCUCCCUGCCUAACUGCCCCUCGUCCUCACCCUUCUCCUGACCACUAAGUGGGAGCUUUCCCCAGGCCUCGGUCCUGAGCCCUCUCCUCUCCUCUGCCCUGGGAUGUCUCCCCCGUGGCCUCAGCCGUCAUCUCCACGCUCCAUAGA